AUGGAUGGCUGGAAGAGCAAUUUUCACCUGUGGCUAGCUGUACUAGCCGGAGAUUUUCUGCUUUCCCGAGCAUGUGUGGCACUUGCCUCCAAGAACACAGAGGUUGUAUCUCUUCUGGCAACUGUUGUGGAACAUCUUGUUACUGGGGAGACAAUGCAAAUGACGACUUCUUCUGAUGAACGUUGUAGCAUGGAGUAUUACAUGCAGAAAACAUAUUACAAGACUACAUCAUUGAUUUCAAAUAGUUGCAAAGCGAUUACACUACUUGCUGGGCAUACUGCUGAAGUCUCCGUGUUGGCUUUUGACUAUGGAAAAAAUCUGGGAUUGGCAUUUCAAUUGAUAAAUGAUGUUCUUGAUUUCACGGGUACAUCUGCAACCCUUGGCAAGGGUUCAUUGUCUGAUAUUCGUCAUGGCAUUGUAACUGCCCCAAUAUUGUAUGCCAUGGAGGAAUUUCCUCAACUACGUAUGCUGGUGGACCGAGGUUUUGAUGAUCCCGUCAAUGUGGAAAUCGCUCUGGAUUACCUUGGGAAGAGCAGAGGGAUGCAGAGAACAAUAGAGCUUGCCAGAAAGCAUGCUAUCCUUGCGUCAGCGGCAGUUGACUCUCUUCCAGAGAGCAGUGACGAGGAAGUUAAGAGAUCAAGACGGGCGCUUGUAGAACUUACUCACAGAGUCAUCACAAGAACAAAAUAGGGGUAAUAAAGGGAAUGCAUCAGGUGCAGAGCGCAGAUACAUUAAAUUAGUGUACGAUUUUUUUCAACUCAACACGAAAUCCAGUAUUUCUAGGGACAAUGUACCCUAACUUUACAUUAUGAUUUCCUUCUAGAUAGAUAAUUUAUGAUUCUUCUUAUCCAAUAAUGACCUUUUUUUU
Molecule: messenger RNA, 868 nt
Organism: Capsicum annuum
Lineage: Eukaryota; Viridiplantae; Streptophyta; Magnoliopsida; Solanales; Solanaceae
Product: solanesyl-diphosphate synthase 1, mitochondrial-like
Exons: 7
Coding region: 1-690 (229 amino acids)
Biological process (GO): isoprenoid biosynthetic process; ubiquinone biosynthetic process
Cellular component (GO): transferase complex
Molecular function (GO): prenyltransferase activity
Source: RefSeq, a predicted model, not a curated record